AGAAGCUUCUGACUGACCAAAUAGGAUUGAAGGAUGAUCAGUUAAAGCCUUUAUGUCGUGAAAAUUACAGUGAAGCAAUAUUAUCAAGAGGAGACAAAAAAGGUGUUGAUGCUAUUUUUGAUGAAACUCCUUAUCUCAUGCUCUUCCUUUCCCAUUGCUCUUCUUGCAAGAUGACAGGACCAAUCUACAAAGGCGGUGGAUUUGCCUUUGCAUUCCCAAAGAAUUCUUCCUUGGUCUCAAGUUUUUCAGCUGCAAUAUUAAACGUGACCCAAAAUGUGAUGAAGUUUCGUGACAUGAAGAACAACAUAUCCUUACCCGUCACCAUUGACAAAUCUGAAUAUAAUAGUGAUGUUGAGACGCGAGGUUUGACGAAAGACGACUUUGGAGGCCUUUUCCCCAUAGUAUACUCUGUUUUAGCUCUCUUCUUCAGCAUUUCAAUUCUGAAAGCUCAGUGGCUGCAAAAGAAAUGGAUUACAUGUUGGACAGUCCGCGGCGGAGGAGUUAUAUGCUGAGUCGCUAGCCAAAGACAUCUGUGAAAAUCAGUAUGUUAUUUUGAUUGUGACUGAAAUUAAAAGUUGAAGACCUUUUGAUUGU
Molecule: messenger RNA, 594 nt
Organism: Neltuma alba
Lineage: Eukaryota; Viridiplantae; Streptophyta; Magnoliopsida; Fabales; Fabaceae
Product: glutamate receptor 2.9-like
Exons: 2
Coding region: 138-512 (124 amino acids)
Source: RefSeq, a predicted model, not a curated record